AUGUCGAGAAGCGCUGUCGGCCCACAUUUCUUAAAUGACCGCCUCGGUCUCGUCGUUGCGCCCAGCCAGUUCCGUCUCCAGCCACCGGUCGAGGACGGCGGAAGUGUGCGCCUUUUUCAGGCCAUUUGCCAAGAACUUGGCCGGUCGCUCGAGGCCGUCACUCCGGAAACUCUCCAGAACGGACUGCCGCAGGCAGCAGGAACUCCAGAAAAUAUGCAUAAUUGGCUGAACGGAUGGAAGGUCCUCUCAGAGCCAGGCAGUAAGGGGGAGGGGUCAUUCACAGCGAAGAUUCUCGAACUGGAAACAGCCAAUAACGACCUUUGCCGCGAGUUAGAUCUGAUGAGCACGCGCUUCGAAUCAUCUCCGGACGAGGGUCGUAAGCUGCGAGCCAAGAACUGCAUGCUUGAGCGCGAAAUAGAGGCUAGUAUGUUAGCUGUGCGCCGGAAAGGGGAGGAACUGGCACGCUUGAGCGGGGUGGGUCAGGUGAUGCAGGUAUUGCAGGGCUAG
Messenger RNA from Penicillium argentinense, 507 nucleotides. RefSeq lists its product as uncharacterized. The record is from RefSeq and is a predicted model, not a curated record. Lineage: Eukaryota; Fungi; Ascomycota; Eurotiomycetes; Eurotiales; Aspergillaceae. The coding region runs from base 1 to 507 and encodes 168 amino acids. The transcript has 4 exons.